Messenger RNA from Caenorhabditis elegans, 624 nucleotides. RefSeq names its product Rab5-interacting protein (gene F44E7.9). The transcript is spliced from 3 exons. NCBI's taxonomy places the organism in Eukaryota, Metazoa, Nematoda, Chromadorea, Rhabditida, Rhabditidae. The record is from RefSeq and is marked reviewed. Gene Ontology annotation, biological process: mitochondrial respirasome assembly. Bases 6 to 371 code for a protein of 121 amino acids. Gene Ontology annotation, cellular component: cytoplasm; endoplasmic reticulum membrane; mitochondrion.
GUAUAAUGUCGUCCAAAUCGUCUGCACCACUGGAACCCACGUGGACCGAGACGCUUGCCAAAGGACUCACACCUCGCUCUGAAUGGCCAGACAAAGACGAAUUAUUGGAUGUUGUUUACUGGGGAAAACAGGUUAUCUCCCUGCUGCUGGGCUUCAUCUUCGGAAUUACCUCACUAACCGGAGUCCUCGUUUUAGUCUGCUACGUUGGAACGUCUUCCGUCAUUGCUCACCACUUUGUUACAAAAUUCCAACGAGUGGACGAAGAAGAAGUCGGAGGAUUCUGGGAAUUGUCGAAAGAAGGAUUCGGUGCUGCUUUCGCUACCUUCAUGGUUACGUGGAUCACAACCUACACGUACUCGACACAAGUGUAGAGACCUUGGAAAUAUAUAUUAGUAUUUAUUGAAUUUUGUUUAGUUUACCUCGACAGUUUUGAGCCAAAAGCAAUCAAAGUUACAACUUAAACAUGUUCGUGUGCCGUUCUUCCCUUGUUAUUCCAAAUAUUUAAUUUUAAAAUUAUUUUAUUUUUGUUCUGUGAUGUUUUUUUGCGAAUUGUUUAUCUUUAAAUAGUUAAAUAUCAAACCCCAAUUGCCUUCCGUUCAAAUAUAUGAAUCACUUUGAAUUGAA